CCGAUUGACGGGGCAGGAUCGAGGCUCACGGAUACCGGGAACCUCAACGGAAGAGUCGCGCCGAACUUACCCUCCAGACCGCACAAGUCGUCGAAAGUUUCGGCUCACGAUGCCAACCUGGUACACACGCUUCGGAAGUUUUUCUUCCCCAAGCGAGGUUCGGUUGGGAACGCCAAAUGGUACCAAUCGAUGGGAGAUAACGGGGAAGGCGAAGAUUCAUCGAUAUGGAAACGAGGUGCUUCUUUCGACACGGAGACUCAGAUCAAGGCAUCAUUCAUGAUUCAUCCCGACAGCCCCCUGAGAAUCAACUGGGACAUAUUCAUGCUCGUUCUACUGCUGAUCAACAUGAUCGUCAUACCACUGGAUGUAGCGUUCUUCGCCUCUCGGCAAGACACAUUCUGGGUGGUGUUCAACAUUUUCACCGAUCUAGCCUUCGUGUUAGACAUCGUACUCAACUUCAGAACUGGAUUCUUCACAAGCUCUGAGACUCGAGAUCUGAACCUCGACCCGAAAGCAGUCGCGAAACGGUACUUGAGAAAAUGGUUCUUCUUUGACCUGAUUUCGGCCAUUCCCUGCGAUUUGAUCAUUGGGAUUUUUCUGAACGACCAGGGCCAGAACCUCCAGCCAACACUCAAACUCGUGCACAUGUUGAAGCUCAUAAAUUUGGUGAAACUUCUCCGUUUCUCGCGUCUCAUCGGUUAUUGGCAUGGAUUACAAGAGAAUUACUUUCUUCACUCGUCAGGCGUUUACGUGCGGAUCUUCAACCUUGGCAUGUUGAUGCUAUGUGUUUGUCAUUGGAACGCUUGCCUGCAGUUUUUCGUUUGUUUCGCUCUCGGAUUCCCCGAGAAGUCUUGGGUCAACAAACAUCACCUGGAGGAGGCAUCUUGGUUCGACCAGUAUAUAUGGGCGAUGUUCAACGCUUUCUCUCAAAUGUUGAGUAUUGGAUACGGUCAGUUCAACCCGGAAAUCGCCUCCGACAUGUUCCUGACGAUGUUCGGGAUGAUCAUAGGGGCAACUUGUUACGCUUUGCUUCUGGGGAACAUCGCGUCCUUAAUUCAAAACCUCGACUUCUCUACACGUCUCCGCAUGCAACAGAUGCGUGAGGUGGAAGACUACUUGAGCUAUCGUGAAGUUCCCGAAGCCCUGCGGCAGAAAAUCCGCGACUAUUUCGAGCGGAGAUUCCGCGGGAAAGUAUUCGAUGAAGACCACAUUCUGAAUUCCCUGUCUGAGCCCCUGAGAGAGCUGGUCACAAGGCACAACUGCCAAACGGCUCUGCGAUCAGUGCCGCUAUUCUCUUCAGUGGUGGACGAGCUAUUUCUCUCCGAUCUAGUUCGCGUGCUCAAGUACGAGUUUUUCCAGCCGUCCGAUCUCAUUAUCAAGCGAGGCACCGUGGGGACGAAAAUGUACUUCCUUCAAAGUGGCAGAGUUCAUAUUCUAUCUGACGACGGACCCUUGUGGCUUCGAGAGGGAUCCUACUUCGGAGAAAUGUGUCUCCUAACCCAGUGCGAACGAAAAGCGUCGGUAAAAGCUGAAACUUACUGCUCAGCCUUCUCGCUCUCUAUGGAGAACUUCAACGAAGUACUCGAUCGGCAUCCAUCGAUAAAAGCCGCCAUCCAGAAGAUUGUAGAGGAUAGUCUUAGCAUAACAAUCAACUAGUUCUCACUUCACACAGCAUCGAGAUUAUCAUUCUAUAUCGUAUUGUGAAGAGAGGAUAAUCGACACGUGUGAACGUCG
This is a messenger RNA of Galendromus occidentalis (western predatory mite), 1734 nucleotides long. Its product is annotated as potassium/sodium hyperpolarization-activated cyclic nucleotide-gated channel 1. Gene Ontology annotation, molecular function: voltage-gated potassium channel activity. The record is from RefSeq and is a predicted model, not a curated record. The transcript has 11 exons. Gene Ontology annotation, cellular component: HCN channel complex; membrane. Gene Ontology annotation, biological process: sodium ion transmembrane transport; potassium ion transmembrane transport; regulation of membrane depolarization. Bases 190 to 1656 code for a protein of 488 amino acids. Lineage: Eukaryota; Metazoa; Arthropoda; Arachnida; Mesostigmata; Phytoseiidae.